Exophiala bonariae is the source of this 1584-nucleotide messenger RNA. RefSeq lists its product as uncharacterized. The record is from RefSeq and is a predicted model, not a curated record. Gene Ontology annotation, cellular component: membrane. The transcript is spliced from 3 exons. Gene Ontology annotation, biological process: xenobiotic detoxification by transmembrane export across the plasma membrane. Gene Ontology annotation, molecular function: xenobiotic transmembrane transporter activity; antiporter activity. Bases 1 to 1584 code for a protein of 527 amino acids. NCBI's taxonomy places the organism in Eukaryota, Fungi, Ascomycota, Eurotiomycetes, Chaetothyriales, Herpotrichiellaceae.
AUGCGGAGAUAUAGUACUUCAGAAGAGGAUGCUGAGAGACGUCGUUCGUCGGUGCUCAUUAAUGAUGAUAUCGAGGAAGCCCCGACAGAGCAUUCGCAGCUUCUGCCAAAGAAGCAUGAUGAUGAUGAUCAGUCAACCAGCCAGGAGGAAGGGGAGGUGAUGGACAUUUUACCUGAGGAUGGCACUUCUUCCAGGAAACUCAUCCUUCACGAAUUCUGGGUGCUCUUCAAAGGUUCAAUCCCAGUGGUUUUGGCAUAUACGCUCCAAAACUCUCUUCAAACGGUUUCGAUCCUUAUUGUCGGCCAAGCUUCACCACAAGAUCUCUCAACUGCAGCAUUCUCUUACAUGUUUGCUAUGUGCUCGGCUUGGUUGAUUGGCAUGGGAGGUUCGACGGCUCUGGAUACACUGGCAUCAUCUACCUUUACUGGAAGCAAGAAUAAGCAUGAUUUGGGCGUCUUACUGCAACGUUCUUUUAUCGUGCUGACCUUGUUCUACAUUCCUGUCGCUAUUAUAUGGGUUGCAUCGGAACCUCUCUUCAAAGCCUUGGGUCAGAACCCUCAAUUGUCAAGAGAUAGUGCCAAAUUUCUGACAUGUCUCAUACCUGGUGGUCUUGGCUAUAUCUAUUUCGAAACGAUGAAGAAAUACCUUCAGGCACAAGAAAUUAUGCGACCCGGUACUUAUGUGCUGCUGAUCACUUCCCCAAUCAGUGCAGCAUUGAACUAUCUGUUUGUGUACACACUAGGAUGGGGUCUUUUUGCUGCUCCAUUCGCAACAGGAAUCGGCUACUGGCUGUCGUUCCUCGGACUUGUCCUCUAUGCCAAAUUCGUUGCUGGUGGUGAAUGCUGGGGCGGAUGGACCAAGAAAUCAUUGCAAAACACUACAACUUUUGCAAAACUUGCUGCACUGGGAGUCCUUCAUGUUGGAACAGAAUGGUGGGCAUUUGAAAUUGUGGCAUUGGCAGCUGGUCGACUGGGCGAGAUUCCCCUUGCUUCACAGAGUGUCAUUAUGACUGCAGACCAAGUUUUGAAUACUAUACCCUUUGGUGUCGGUGUAGCAGUUAGCGCUCGAGUUGGAAACAUGCUUGGAUCAAGAAACGCCAAAGGUGCAGCAAGGUCCGCCAAUGUCGGUGCAUGGCUGAGUAUCCUACUCGGCGGUUUCGUGCUAGCCGUUCUCAUGGGAACAAGGAAUCACUUUGCGAAAAUCUUUAAUGACGAUGUAAGAGUGAUCAAGCUUACUGCAGAGGUUCUACCAUAUGUCGCUCUAUUCCAAAUCGCCGACGGCCUGAACGGGAGCUGUGGUGGAGCCCUGCGCGGUAUGGGUCGGCAACAUAUUGGUGCUGCGGUCAAUCUUAUCAGUUAUUACUGUGGUGCACUACCGCUGGGUAUAUGGCUUGCAUUCCAUGGCUGGGGACUCGCUGGUCUCUGGGUUGGUCAAUGUAUUGCCCUAUAUCUGGUAGGAAUUGGAGAAUGGGUCAUUGUCGCCUGGAGUAACUGGGAUUAUCAGGUUGAACAGGCGUUUGCGAGGAUGGACAAGGAUGAACUUGUUGAAAACGGUCAAGCUGGUCCUGCUCCCGUCUCUAACUGA